AUGGCUCCUUCCCCCAUCUCGAAACUAUCGCAAGAGCUUAUCGACAGGAUCAUCGACGCCCUGGUCGAGCCCAGCGAAGUGAACUUGGCAAGCUUAAACUCAAGCCCAAGCCACAAUAGCGCCCUCUUUAGCUCUUCGUUAAUCUGUCGUUCAUUUCGUGCUCGCUCGCAGAAACUUUUAUAUUCUCAUGUUACCAUUGACGUUCACCGUGUAGACUCGUUUUACAGAUUGAUCAUGGACAGUGGUAUCAUCGCGGGUUAUGUUGAAGACCUCGAGUUACUGCUGACCCACAAUGACUACAAAUGGUUGUGGGAGGAUCAGCGCUUCAUGAGAAUCAUGAAUGCGCUAGCGCUCCCGAGAUCAGCGUUACGGACACUGUCUCUCAGGACCAGGCAUGUGAUUCAAAAUAUUGAGGAUGGUCGCGCAAUGGUCCAGAAAUUCAUCAAACCGUUCAUUGGGCCAAAAAUCACGUCUCUUCAAAUAUAUGGACUGUCGAGCAUCCCAGUGGAAGUAGUUUCCAGCUGCGUUAAUCUUACCCAUCUCGUGUUAUCGUGGACGGGAGUUGACACAAGCUUUCUGGCUUCACCGGAAGUCGAGAUACUUUCCCGUCCGGUGAAACUGCGCCGCUUGACAUAUAAUCAUUCGCCUAAUGCCCUCACGAUGUUACUGGGUUGGAACGGAACCAGACCAUGCCUCGAUAUUUCGCAACUCACAAUCCUAACUAUCGGUAUAGAGGCAUUCAACAACCUGAGCUUCGAGCAAAGGAUUAUUGAUGCAACCGGUAACACUUUGCGAGAACUUCAUAUCACCGAUCUGGAGUGCCAUGAAAUAAAUUACACCGCCGACAGAUUUGUUAACUUGCGUGGUUGUUCGCAUUUACGCGUGCUCGAGCUGGACGUCAACUUUGGCCGGAGUGUGUUACUUGAAGAUGACAUGGACGAUCUGGAUAACAUUUGUCGCAUCCUAUCGAACAUACCCAAUCCAAACCAGCUCCACGACUUUCGCUUCACAGUCCAUGUGGGCUACUGGGUAAACCAGGAGCCGGAAGCCAUAUUAGAGGCGGACUGGGACAGAUUCUCCGAGCAAAUUCGAAGAUGUCUAGCAAGGAAAUCCGUGUUAUCGUUGCACAUGGAUUAUUUGCCGAGCGAUGAUUCAAUGGCGGAAGGAAAUACAAGCGACCACGAAGAUAGAAGGAGCACUUCCUAUAAAGUUCGCUGUGCAGAGGCGAUGGGAAAGUUGGUUAGAGAGAAAUUCAGCGGAUUCAGCACUGCGGAGGCUCUUAUCUCCAUUUUGACGACUUACAGCAUUUCCUCGUUUUAUUCCUAG
Messenger RNA from Psilocybe cubensis, 1326 nucleotides. RefSeq lists its product as uncharacterized. The coding region runs from base 1 to 1326 and encodes 441 amino acids. NCBI's taxonomy places the organism in Eukaryota, Fungi, Basidiomycota, Agaricomycetes, Agaricales, Agrocybaceae. The record is from RefSeq and is a predicted model, not a curated record. The transcript is spliced from 2 exons.